Molecule: messenger RNA, 1943 nt
Organism: Aspergillus welwitschiae
Lineage: Eukaryota; Fungi; Ascomycota; Eurotiomycetes; Eurotiales; Aspergillaceae
Product: acetyltransferase SAS4-like domain-containing protein
Exons: 2
Coding region: 231-1352 (373 amino acids)
Cellular component (GO): SAS acetyltransferase complex
Molecular function (GO): histone acetyltransferase activity
Source: RefSeq, a predicted model, not a curated record
CCGAGCCUGAUGUUGCAGUUGCAACGCCUAUACAGCAGCCUGCAUCGACGUCGACAGUAUCUAAACCAUCUCAGCCUGUCCCAGAUGCGACCCCACAGCAGCCGACAGUCCCGACCGAGCAGCCCUCCACCGGGCGCGAGCAACGGCGCUCCCUCCGCUCUCACGAUGGUGGCUCCCGCGCGCGCAGCGAGCUGGCGCUUUACUUUCCCAACUACGAGGAGCUCCUUAGCAUGGAGCCGCCAAAGACCGAGUUCCUUGCGGGGAAUACCACCAUCAAACUACUCGACGACCUCCCCGAACCGCUCACACCAUCCUCCGACCCCAACUCUGAUACCGACACUCCGUUUGGAAACCCUCUCGUGAACCUACACAACUGCGAAACAAUCACCCUCCCUAAUCCUCCUUCCUCUACCUCCCGACCCAAACCUCCCACCGCCGAAGAUUCCACCACAACCUCCCCCGACCCUCUCAGCGAAGAAACCUACUUCCGCCCGCACCGGCGCAAUGAACGCCAGGAAAAGCAAUUGCGCAACAUCGAGCGCGACCGCGCCCAGCACGAAAAACAAAAUCUAGACCGUCUCCUGGACGAACUCCAAGGCCACGACUGGCUCCGCGUCAUGGGAAUUACCGGACUGAUCAGCGACCCCGAGCGCAAACACUUUGAGUCCAAACGCACCUACUUCAUCCGGGAAAUUUCCGCCGUCCUCCAGAAGUUCAAAAUCUGGAGGGAAGAAGAAAAGCGCCGCAAGUCAGAGAAGGACAAACCAGCCGAGGAAGAGCCCAUCCCACCCACCGCCAGCAGUAGCAAAAAAGACCACUCCCCAGAGACAGCAACCCCCUCCACCAACGACGAGGCAGACGACGGCACCACCCCGUUAUCCGACGCCCAAAGCUGCGGCGGAGAUCCCCCAGACCCCAACGACGUUGACGCCUGGGCAGCAAGACAAUUACACCAGGAGGCAAGAUCCGCCACUACAACAACACCCACCACCACGACCAACCCUACUACUACAAGUACCUCAACGGGCAAGAAACUCUCCAAACCCUCAUCCUCCACCAAGCACAAAUCCACCUCCGCUAUGCACCCUCCACCAGCACCAGCACAACUAUUACCCCCUGAACCCACCAAACCCUUCACCUCCUUCUACUCGAAACCGCAUCUCCGCGAACUAGCCCUCUCCGGACCAAACCGCAAAGGUCGAACCCGCUUAGCCUUCGGACAACCUAUUCCGGAGAUGGAGGAGCGCGAGUUCGAGCUCCCCGCGGAGAUUCUCACGCCUGAGGCGAUCGAUUCGUGUCGACGGAAGAGGCGAAGGAUGAAGAGGGCGAGUGGACGCGGGGAAACGGGGUAGAUUGCAUUAGAUGACGGGGGUUUUUUAUUUCCCUUUCUAAGUUUGAAGAGGGAAUUACUGGAGUGAGUGGGUAUGGUUUGGGUUGGUAUGGUAUGGUAUGGUAUGGAUGGCGUUGAAGGGUGAUAUGUUUCAUUCUUUUGAUUCUCUUUCUAUUCUUUUCUACUUUCUUAUACUUUACUUUACCUAUUAGGGUAUUCUAGUCCUGUGGACGGUUUACAUAUACCAUUUUAUUCUUUUCUUAUUACUACAUCGCUUUCUCUUUCCAUUGUUUCCACUCCCUGAGGCUGUGUCUGUCAAGUCAGAUACAUGGUCUGCUGUGUUAUAUUGGCGGCAUUUAGUACUUUGACGCAUGGGUGCGCCGGAGUUCUGUUCAUAAUCAAGACACUGGAGUUGGUUGGCGUUAGUGUCAUGCUUGUUAUGCUUUUCUUGACACCGAUCAUGAGCAUAAUGUAUUUACAAGAACCUAUAUACAAGACGCCGUCUUCUUCGUAUCAGAACUUCAUAAUGAUCGUGAGGAAAGAUUAACCAAGGUUGACACCCAAACGCCAAACUCCCAAUCUAUCGUAAAAGGACCAGAGACCAUAAACAUCA